AUGUCCACAUCCGCUAUUUCGGAUGUUCCUAUAGUACAACCUCCUGUUCCCAUAGAGGGAUUCAAAUUGGAAACCAAUGGUCAAGAAUUUGUUCGUAUUUUGGAACAAAAGUUAAAAGGUCUUAAUAUCACAGUUAUGUCCCAUGAAGAUUAUUCUGAGGAUAAUAAUGAAAACCAUAUUCACCAAAUAGCUGAUAUGUUUGCUAAUAUAGACAUUAGUAACCUUGAUAUUAAUAAUGCUAAUAGUAGAAACCCUAUUUAUUCUCCUAAACCUAUAGAAAAGUAUUAUUAUAAGCGUCCCUCACCGCAAGAUUUACUCUUUGAGGAAACAGAACCAUUCCAGAAUUCUUAUUCAGGAAAAGCCAUUUAUGAAUGGAAUGUUGAUGGUCUUAAUGACAAAAAAAUUAUAGAUACUAUUCAUAGAAUGAUCAUGUAUUCUACUGUCUGCAAGCAACAUGGAAAUUCAGACAGUUCUAUAGCAUCCUUUAUAACUACAGGAUUUGUUGGCCAACUUAGAGGCUGGUGGGAUCAAUAUCUCACUGAAUCCCAAAAAUUAGAGAUUCUUAAUCAUAAGAAAAUUGUUAAGAUAGAGCCAGGAACCAAUACGAGCACUACUCUGUCUACCACCACCACCGGAGAAUAA
Lathyrus sativus (Indian pea) is the source of this 642-nucleotide messenger RNA. Lineage: Eukaryota; Viridiplantae; Streptophyta; Magnoliopsida; Fabales; Fabaceae. The record is from the annotation of a GenBank genome assembly.